Messenger RNA from Coturnix japonica (Japanese quail), 1789 nucleotides. It is a transcript of the gene SCNM1, whose product is annotated as sodium channel modifier 1. Gene Ontology annotation, biological process: RNA splicing. NCBI's taxonomy places the organism in Eukaryota, Metazoa, Chordata, Aves, Galliformes, Phasianidae. Gene Ontology annotation, cellular component: nucleus. The record is from RefSeq and is a predicted model, not a curated record.
ACCCGGAAGCGGACGGGUGGGUGCUCCCCGUGGCGGCGGCGGUGCGACGCGGGGCUCCGACAUGUCCUUCAAACGGGACGGGGACGACGCGGGGCAGCUGGCCGUGCUGCAGAGGAGACGCGUGUCGGAGCUGUUGGCCAAUUACAUCCCGGAGGACGAAGCGCUGCUGCUGAGGAGCGGGAGAUACGCCUGCACCGUGUGCCCGCACCGCCCCGUCUUCGACACGCUGGAGGUGCUGGCGGUGCAUCGGACCGGCAGGAAACACGUGGGCAGUCUCCGGCGCUGCUAUGGCGGCAGCCGCACUCAGGAGGCGACAGUGAGGGAGCAGCAGUGCCAGGAGGCAGCGGUGGGCGCUGAGGGCUCCCCAGCUCCUCUGCUGCUCAGGACGAAGCGGAUCGCACAGAGCGCGCUGCUGAAGGCAGCUCCAUACAACAGCUGCUGCAGGAGGACAGGGGUGAAUGGAAGUGGUGUGAGAGCAGGAAGGACCCGAAUGGGGCCAAGUGCUGCCCCGACAGCCAUGAAGGAGCACAGAGAUGCAGUGGAGGCCACAGCUGCAGUUGUGCUGCCCAGGCACUGCGGUGGGAGGGGAGCAGAGGCAGCUGUGGAUUCCACCCACACCCAGCAGGGCGGCCCGAGGGGGGCUCGGCCAUCACCGCCCCCCAGUCAGCCCACAACUAUCAGCCCCACACGGCGCCAGGAGCUGCAGCGAUACCUACAGCUUCGGAGUGCUGGAUGGAUCCAGGACCCCUCUGGGAAGUGGGUGAAGGAUGAGAACGCCGAGUUUGACUCUGAUGAGGAUGAGCCCCCCCUUCUGCCCCCCACCUGAGGUGUUCAGCCCCACCACUGUGAGAAUGGGGCAGCUGGAGAUGAAGGGGUGUGCAGGUCAAGGGGAAAUACAGCCUGGUGCUGCGGGGUCCCUUCAUUCUGUGCUCACAGAUUGCCCCUUUUUGAGGGUGUCCUUAUUGUAGUACUGCGGUCUGGCUGUGGGCUCUGGGCUGUCCCCAGCUGUCCCUGCUCCAGGUCACGCUCAGUGUGGUGCAGACAUGUUUGCCUGGGGGGGUCAUGGCCUUUAGGCAGCGUUGGGCUCCCCUUCCUCGUACUCAGCAGCUGUCCCUGCAGUCGGCGCAGCGCCCAGCCACGUCACCCCCACCUCCCCCCAUCAGCCUGUGGGUCCUAUGGGUGCUCCCACCUCAGGACAAAGCCCUGCCAGCUCCCAAACCACCGCCUGCACCCCAAGGAGAACACCCCCACCCCUUAGCCCUUACGUCCCAUGGGCCCCAGAGCUCCUGUCUGGGGUGGGGGGGGCUCCCUGGCAGCACUGCCCCGGCUGAUGUUACACCUGGGCACUGGGAUUUACCCGCUUGCUCAGCUCGGGGCCAUAAAUAGUUGUUGGGAUGGGUGCCAGGGCUGCAGUGGGUGCCAGCACAAACCCUGCACUGGGCUGGGGGCUCUUCCCAGUGCCCUGCAGACCCCCACCCACCCCACAGACCCACACUGCUGGCUACUAUGGGGCUCUGGGUGCCUGGCUCUGAGCUCCAUGGGUGCCCACCUCCCUGCUGGGGGUGCCUUGCUCCCCUCCUGCCCCAAAUCCUGGCAUUGCUCCGGGCCCUGUAACACAAUCCUCUGGGUAUAAAUACCCCGACCCGACCAUGCAGCUUGCUGCUUCCCCAGGGGAUCCAGAGGUCCGGCUGGGCCCCUUAACGAGCCUUUCGUUAAUGGUUCGAGGUAAUUGGGGCCCUCUGGGUCUCAGGCUGUGAAAGAGGGCAUUACACUCCACAAACCAACUCCA